Messenger RNA from Jaminaea rosea, 1242 nucleotides. RefSeq lists its product as hypothetical. The coding region runs from base 89 to 1135 and encodes 348 amino acids. The transcript is spliced from 3 exons. The record is from RefSeq and is a predicted model, not a curated record. NCBI's taxonomy places the organism in Eukaryota, Fungi, Basidiomycota, Exobasidiomycetes, Microstromatales.
CAACUUGUUGCCGGCGGCAGGAUAGGGGCGGGUGAGGCCCCUGAUUGAUGACGAGCGCCAAGCGACGAUUCCUACCUUACUCGCCAUCAUGGGAUGUGUCUUCUCAUCGCUUGCGCAGGUGUUCCUCUAUGUCGGCGAGUUCUUCGAGAACGUCUUCCUCCUUCUCGGCGAGAUCCUCUCGGUCCUCACGCGCGGCAUCUUCACCCUCCUCGUGGGCAUCUGCGACAUUCUUGCCGCCGCCUCGUGCUGUUGCCGAGUGCCCUACGACCAGCGGCCGGAUCGAGGCACAUUCGUCUACUCGAACGCAAUCACAAAGGAUGUAGGAGGCAACAAGGUUCUCAACAAGAUGGUAAUCAGCCAAGCCGACAGAGCCAAACAGCGUGAGGAUAAGCUCAAGAAGACAGAGGCUGCGCUGGAGAAGCAACGUGAUGCCAAGGAGAGCGAGGACGAUAAGGCUACGUCCGAGUCAGCCGCCAAGGAAGCAGAUGCUGCGACAAAGCCCUUCAUGGCGCGCUUCUUUGGUAGUCAGCCCGCAAAAAAGAUCGACGGGACGCCAGCUGCCGCCGCAGUCGCCGCCGCCAGUGGCAAGGAGGGGGAGGUCGCUCCUGAGCCAGUCGCAAAGGGCGACGUCCCCGCCGAGACCAAGCCUGCAAAGGAGCCUUUGGUCAGGCGACUAUUCGGCAAGCCCGCUGCAGCGAUGGCCGAGAAGGGGGAGACUGCGCCCCCCGCACCCGUGGAGAAGUCAGUCGACGUUGCUGCUGCAGGCGCACAAAACGCUGCGGACCCCGCCGAGCCCGCUGAGGCUGGGAAGGCCCCCUCUAAGCCCUUUUUCGCAUGGCGUUCCAACGAGAAGCCGGAGGAGCAGAAGACCCCCACCGUCUCUGCCAACAGCGCACCUGCCGAUGGCGCCGCCGCGCCGCCGGCUGAAUCCGCCACGGCUGCAGCCGCCGACAAGCCCACCGAACUGAAGAGGGCCAAGACGACGCUUCAGACUCUGUGGCACGGCAAGAAGCCCGCUGUCCCAGAGAAGCCCACGACCGCUGGCGCUGCUGCUGCCCCUGCUGACGGCGACGUAGUAAAGACUGAGGCUCCUUCUGCUGCUCCUGCGGCUGUCGAAGAGCCCAAGGCCGCUUGAGCCAGGUCGCAGAAGUUGCUCUAGCCUUCUCCCUCUAACAUACCACGACUCGAUCAUACCAAUCCGGAGACUGAUUCCCUUGUAAUGACUCUCACGACUCCUUCAAU